Molecule: messenger RNA, 567 nt
Organism: Arxiozyma heterogenica
Lineage: Eukaryota; Fungi; Ascomycota; Saccharomycetes; Saccharomycetales; Saccharomycetaceae
Gene: MIC26
Product: Mic26p
Exons: 1
Coding region: 1-567 (188 amino acids)
Biological process (GO): cristae formation
Cellular component (GO): mitochondrial crista junction; MICOS complex
Source: RefSeq, a predicted model, not a curated record
AUGAGCAAGAAUUUUUAUCGUGAGCCAAAUAACUCUAAUAACAAUGAAAUUAAAGAUUCUAAUGGGAAUCCUUUAGACCCAGCGACUUCCAAAUUAAUUCAAGAUCAACCAAAGGGAUUGGUCAACUUCAUCUCUAAACAGCGUCAAUCAGUCUUAUCAAUAGUAAAUGCAGGAGAAAAUAAAUUGAAGGACAUUACUGAACAGUACCAAAAAAAAGAACAAGAAUUAAACCAUGAUGUAUCUAAGCUAGUCACGGAUCCAAGGGAAAAGCUUUUACCUGGGACAAUUUACACUGUAGUGAGUAUUAUGGCAGGUUCUAUCUUGACUCGUAAAAGGACUUUAUUAAGUAGGAUAUUGGUACCUACAAUCCUUGGGUUAACAUGUUUCAAUUAUAAUUUACCAAAUACAAUGAGCAAUUUAAAGUUCCGUAUCUAUCAAUGGCAAUCAAAGAAAUUUCCUGUUUGGACGAAGAAACAAGAUGAAAUGUUAAUGGAAUUAAAUGAAGGGUUACAAGAUGUUAAAGAAUUUAAAUCUAAAGUCUCUAACUGGUGGAAUAGUAGUAAAUAA